This is a messenger RNA of Salvelinus fontinalis (brook trout), 582 nucleotides long. Its product is annotated as hemoglobin subunit beta-1-like. The transcript has 3 exons. Bases 72 to 515 code for a protein of 147 amino acids. The record is from RefSeq and is a predicted model, not a curated record. Gene Ontology annotation, cellular component: haptoglobin-hemoglobin complex; blood microparticle; hemoglobin complex. Gene Ontology annotation, molecular function: oxygen carrier activity; oxygen binding; haptoglobin binding. NCBI's taxonomy places the organism in Eukaryota, Metazoa, Chordata, Actinopteri, Salmoniformes, Salmonidae. Gene Ontology annotation, biological process: hydrogen peroxide catabolic process; oxygen transport.
CAAAGUGUCUCCCUAUACAACACAUUCUUUGUUCAAUCUUGUUGCAAAACCGGAAAACAAACACUGACAACAUGGCUGACUGGACAGACGCCGAGAAGAGCACCAUCAGUGCUGUCUGGGGCAAAGUAGAUGUCAAUGAGGUCGGACCACUGGCUCUGGCAAGAGUCCUGAUCGUCUACCCCUGGACUCAGCGUUAUUUCGGCUCUUUCGGAGAUGUGUCCACUCCCGCAGCAAUCAUGGGCAACCCCAAAGUUGCUGCUCACGGCAAGGUCGUGUGUGGAGCUCUGGAUAAAGCUGUGAAGAACAUGGGCAACAUCUUGGCCACAUACAAGUCACUGAGCGAGACCCACGCCAACAAACUCUUCGUCGACCCUGAAAAUUUCAGGGUGUUGGCUGACGUCCUCACAAUUGUCAUUGCCGCCAAGUUCGGAGCUGCUUUCACUCCUGAAAUCCAAGCAACCUGGCAGAAGUUCAUGAAAGUGGUUGUAGCCGCAAUGGGCAGUCGGUACUUCUAAAUGCACCCCAGACAAGUGAUUAUGUUCUGACAUCCCUGCCUGAUUGAAAAUAAAGACAUCGAAACAA